AUGGAUCAAAUAUCCGAAGUACGUUCAAAUAAAGAUACCAAAUGGCGGAGAAGUUAUAAAGCCUGCCUUAACUGCCGAUUGCGUAAGAUCAAAUGUGAUAUGGGACCACUUGACAAACCUCAUGAACCACCUUGCAAACGAUGCAAAAGAGAAGGCAAGACAUGUGAGUUCCUACAGAGCAGGAAGAAAAGUGUUUUUAAGAGACAGCACAGGACUAAUGGCUUGGAACUGCAAGAUGAGGUUGAAAAGCACGUCGUUAUAACACAUGAAGUUGAUGUAGGCGGUCCAUCUGACAGAAUCGAGCGCCACUCACGAAAUAAGAUUGAUGGUAAAUGGAGGUUUGAGAUAAGUUCCAUGCAAAAUGCGUUAGAGUUUUUAGCUAAAGCUGCUGGUUCAGUCGCUAAAGAAGAUAAUCAAUUGCAUGAAAUCAAGCAGAUUGAUCCAUCGCAAGUUUCAAGAGAUGACUCUUCAUGGAAGGAUCUUACUCCAACUUCCUUUGAAGCUUCUAGAGCAGGCAUUAUGGCUCCACUGGAAGCAGAUGAAGGAUCGAGUAGAAAAGCCGUACCGUUGAUCAAAAAAUUAAGUAGUGUAAGGCCCAAACCAUGCAUUAAGCUAUCAAACCUUGAAUUCAUUGGAGGUUCAGAUCAGUUGACUGAAGAAGAAGUUAUAAAACUAGUGGAUGUUUUUUUCCUGACAAUGUACCCUUUCUUUCCCCACAUACCACUACAAUUACAAGAUCCAGAAGAAUUAGCACGAUAUCCACUGUUACUAUGCUCAAUAGUAACAGUAUCUGCUCGGUACCACUCUUUCUGCGAUAUUGGUUUGAAAGACAACAUGCAAAAUAACCGUAAUAUAGAAGUUCAUGAACAACUUUGGAUUUAUUGCCAAAAACUUAUCUCACAAACCAUUUGGGCAGAGGCAAGUACGAGAUCGAUAGGCACUGUUCUAGCGUUUUUACUAUUCACUGAAUGGAAUCCCAGAGCCAUCCACUGGAAAUGGUCAGAUUAUGCGAACAGCGGCGACUCAAAAGAUAGAAGCAACGAUUUUUCGAUAUCGAGAGACUCUGAGAGACUCACUGGUAUGGCUGCGAUCAGGCGAAGUGACCGAAUGGCCUGGAUGCUUACGGGAAAUGCAGUUAGAUUGGCUCAGGAUAUGGGAUUUAAUGAAACCAGUAGUAAGAUCUUUACUGCGACACAUAUAUCAGAGACACACACCGCAAUGAACGUUGGACAGCGGUCCACACUGACUGAGUCACUGAAUGAGAUCAAUUUGGGAUCAAUUAAAUUUCCCCGCAACAAUUCAGUCGGUAAUGAACAAUUUUAUCUGGAGAAAAUCCUCGAGAAUGAUGAUAGCAAGGAUAGAUGGACUAGGUUUCUACAUGAUAUUCGAGACGAUUAUGCACACCACGACGAGGGUCCCUUGACCGACAUCGAAAGGGAAUUUCUUAACGACGAAUACGUGUUGUACUACACUGCGGACGGCGAUUCUAAGCACAGAGACUCUUCGAAUCUCCUACCGUUCCCAUUGAGAUUCUCGAAGAUUCAAAGAGCCAAGAUCGAGUUGUUAAGAAUAAUCACCGUAGGAUUUGAGGCAAUUUACUGCACCAAGGACAAGCAACAAUCACUGUUCAAUGACCCCACCCGCAAUCUCUCUCUGCUACACCUUAUUUCUCCACUAAUCGAAAGCUGGUACAAGAGUUACCAUGACUUGUUAGAACCUGCGGAAGGUAAACCUUGCACAGUAGACCUUUGUCGAAACAAGCGAGAAGUACACUACGUCGUUAGAAAGAUUGAUCGUGAAAGCUUGAUCUGCGAAUACUACUACUGUCAACUAUACAUCUACUCUUCAGCCUUACAAGUGGACGUCAAAGAGGGUCAAUUGAAAUUACACGAGAUAACACGUAGUGCCAAAUACGUUGAACUAGCCUACAAUGCUGCCAAAAUGUUAUUAACAUCUGCCACAAGACUGCACAGACUAAAUUUGCUCAAAUGCAUGCCCGUAAGAUGGGUAACAAGAAUAGUGAAAUCGGUAGCAUUCAUAGUGAAAUGCUACUUAACGCUAAUGGGCAACGCCGUGGUGAAUAACCCACUGGCAAACACCAUCCUCAAAUUAACAGUGAUCCCAGCUGAAGACAUCUUAAAAACGAUUCACACCGCCGCGCUAAUUCUCAAAGAAGCCUCCCCUGACGAACUGCACUUGUGCAUGCGUUACUCCACGAUCCUCAUGUCCCUAUGCUCAGAGAUGAGAGAAUCAGAAGACUACACCACCGAUUCUCCCACCCCAGGGACAACCUUCGGACAAGAUAACGAUCCGUCACCUAUCCAACCCCUGGAUACAGCGAUCCCUUUGCCAAAUGACGUCGUGGACUGGUUUUCUACAAGCGAUGAGAUCGGUUUGGAGUUUGUCGAAUCCUGGGCCGAAAUGAUCGAACAACGUUAUUUACAGGGCUCUUCAUACAGCCAAAAUUUGGGAAAUGCCGCAGACACCCCCACAUAG
Molecule: messenger RNA, 2496 nt
Organism: Torulaspora delbrueckii
Lineage: Eukaryota; Fungi; Ascomycota; Saccharomycetes; Saccharomycetales; Saccharomycetaceae
Gene: ARO80
Product: Aro80p
Exons: 1
Coding region: 1-2496 (831 amino acids)
Biological process (GO): aromatic amino acid catabolic process; DNA-templated transcription; positive regulation of transcription by RNA polymerase II
Cellular component (GO): nucleus
Molecular function (GO): zinc ion binding; DNA-binding transcription factor activity, RNA polymerase II-specific; DNA binding
Source: RefSeq, a predicted model, not a curated record